Molecule: messenger RNA, 1937 nt
Organism: Episyrphus balteatus (marmalade hoverfly)
Lineage: Eukaryota; Metazoa; Arthropoda; Insecta; Diptera; Syrphidae
Product: maltase A1-like
Exons: 5
Coding region: 88-1815 (575 amino acids)
Biological process (GO): carbohydrate metabolic process
Source: RefSeq, a predicted model, not a curated record
UCUACAUAAAGCAUUAAUAGUUAUUCGAGUUUCUGUGUCGAAUCGAUGCAGAACGUUUCAAAGUAAAAUAACUUAUAAAUAGCAAAAAUGAAGCUUAGUCUAGGCUUAGUCCUAGUAAUUGCAACUGUGGUUGUAAAUGCUGAUUGGUGGCAAAGCGGAAAUUUUUAUCAAAUCUAUCCGCGCUCCUUUCGGGAUACUGAUGGUGAUGGAAUCGGGGAUCUAAACGGUGUCACCGAAAAGCUUCAGUACCUCAAGGAUGUCGGUUUUACAGCAGCAUGGCUUUCCCCAAUUUUCAAAUCACCAAUGGCCGAUUUUGGUUAUGACAUUUCUGAUUUCUAUAAAAUACACCCAGAAUAUGGAACCCUUCAAGAUUUUGAAAACAUGAUUAAGAAAGCCAAGGAAAUUGGCAUGAAGAUCAUUCUAGAUUUUGUGCCAAACCAUACCAGUGACGAAAAUGAAUGGUUCAAAAAAUCUGUAGAUGGAGAUCCAAAAUACAAGGAUUAUUACGUUUGGCACAAUGGAAUUGUAGACCCAGUUACUGGCGAACGUAAACCUCCAAGCAAUUGGCUCAGUGCGUUUCGAUAUAGCGCAUGGGAAUGGAAUGAAGUACGACAGCAAUAUUACCUUCAUCAAUUUGCAAUAAAACAACCCGAUUUGAAUUAUCGCAAUCCGGCUGUAGUUGAGGAAAUGAAAAAUGUAAUGCGUUACUGGUUAGCUAAAGGUAUAAGCGGAUUCCGUAUUGACGCUUGUCCAUUUUUGUUCGAAAUAGACUUGGAUUCCAAUGGUGUCUAUCCAGACGAACCAGCAGUAACUAGCGGUUGUCCCGAUCCAGAUGAUUAUUGUCAUUUACAGCACAUCUAUACCAAUGAUCGACCAGAAACUUUUGACAUGGUGUACCAAUGGCGUGAGCUAGCUGAAAAUUAUAAAAAGGAAAACGGAAGUGAUACGAAAAUAUUGCUCACAGAAGCAUACACUAGCUUUGAAAAUAUGAUGAAAUUUUAUGGCAGUGGCACGAGGAAAGGGUCCUAUGUUCCAUUUAAUUUUGAUUUCAUGGGUAACAUCAACAAGGACAGCAAAGCAACUGAUGUAGUGACAAAUGUAAAUAAAUGGUUGAAUGCAAUGCCGAAAGGAAAGGACUUUUAUCCAAAUUGGGUAUUGGGAAAUCAUGAUAACAAACGAUUAGCGUCAAGAUUUGGGGUUGAACGCGCUGAUUUGCUCAAUAUUAUGCUUCAAACGCUUCCUGGAAAUGCUGUAACUUAUAAUGGUGAGGAACUAGCCAUGACAGAUGUUUAUAUUAGUUGGGCCGACACUGUCGAUCCACAAGCAUGUAAUGCCAACCCGAAUAAUUUCAAUGAUUACUCCCGUGAUCCAGCCAGAACACCCUUCCAAUGGGAUGCCUCCUCUAACGCAGGUUUUACGGAAGGCAAUGAUACGUGGCUGCCUGUUUCGGGAGAUUAUAAAACCAAAAAUGUUCUAAUGCAAGAAAGAGCUCCACACAGUCAUUUGCAGAUUUUCAAGAAGCUCAUUCGCCUACGAAAAGAACCUUCAAUGCAGGACAUAUAUAAUCUUGACAUCAAAUCAGUGAAUAAUAUUGUCAUUUAUAGCAGAUACACACAAGGUAGUGAUAGGUAUGUUAUCAUUUUGAAUUUGGGAACAACGGAUCAAACUAUUGACAUCAGUUCAUAUUUCCCAACCGUCAGAAGGGUGGAAGUUAUAACAACAUCAAUUCAAUCUAACUACAACGAUGGAGAGGUGAUCGAUGCGACAAGAUUUGUUGCCAAGGGACAAGUUGGAACUGUUGUUGUUCAAAUUUAAUUUGUUGGAAUAACAUGUAAAUUCAUUUUUUUAAACAUUCAAACAAAGUUGAAAUAGUUAUGAACCUGUUGAACAAAAUAUUGAAAUAAAACUAUUUUAAAUAAAAAAACAUUACACAAUAA